Molecule: messenger RNA, 396 nt
Organism: Protopolystoma xenopodis
Lineage: Eukaryota; Metazoa; Platyhelminthes; Monogenea; Polystomatidea; Polystomatidae
Source: the annotation of a GenBank genome assembly
AUGCCUUUCUCUUGCCCCUUCUUCAUUAAAAAUAUUUUUUCUUUUAAAGCUAAUAUUCAAGUCUCCAAUGCCCUGCAUGAACCUUCAUCAAUUAAUCCGCCUCAAUCUAACCUCUGGUCUCUCGAACCCGCUACUCCUUCGGCAUCCCCAGAUGAAAAGCAUUCAACUUCUUUACUAACGCAGACUCCUGUCGACUCAGCUUCAGGUAGAACUUCGGGACCGCUUUGCCAGCUUCCUGUACAAAAGACCCAACUAGUUGCUCGUCUUUUGGCUGACCGUUUUCGAUCAGCAGGUAGCUCUGAUGUUAACUUGUUCAGCCCCGCGGAAACGGCAGCUCCAGAUGCGCCUGAUGAAUCGAAGGGUCUCAGUUCUUCUGCAGAUUUCCAGGUGAACUAG